Messenger RNA from Phyllopteryx taeniolatus (common seadragon), 902 nucleotides. RefSeq lists its product as uncharacterized. The transcript is spliced from 3 exons. Bases 123 to 833 code for a protein of 236 amino acids. The record is from RefSeq and is a predicted model, not a curated record. NCBI's taxonomy places the organism in Eukaryota, Metazoa, Chordata, Actinopteri, Syngnathiformes, Syngnathidae.
GGCACGCUUGCUCUCGUUUCAGGGCUGCAUUCACUCAGGGUGAAACUUCUGAGGCGUGCAUGUUGCAUUGACUUUGUUUGGGUGGGUUUUUUUCUCCCCCAGCCCCUUCUCAGCUGGCAGCCAUGACUCUUCGAGCUCUUUUAUGUGGUUCCCUGGUUUGUUGUCUGCUCUUUAAUGGCACUGCUGGUUUAUCAGUGAAAAAAGUUUACGGAGCUGGACAAACCCCUAACGCGCAGAACCCACUGGCUGCUGAAGACCCUGCCAAUGUCUGGCAACCUGCCCCACGCACACUUUGGGCUCCUGAUGCAGAGGGGCCCAACAUGAGUGGAUACUCUGCACCGGCGGCGCCUCGUAGCGCUCCCGAGUACCUGCCGAGCAACCCGGGGCAGUCUCCUCGCCGCUUCUAUCCGCGGCCAAGCGGGUCGAAUGCGGCGCAGUCUGGUCCUGGCCAUCGAAACCAGAACGGAGGCCGCAACGAUCCCGUCUUUGAGAGCGUCUAUCAAGUCCACCUCGAGGGGUCUCCGGUCUUAAAUUACCCCCCCUUCGGAGGUGUCCGACCUGCAUACCCAUCUGAGACUGGGUGGCCCUUCAAAGUUCCAAGAGACCCCUCGCCCGGCGCCCCCGUCUGGCCUCCGCACGAUGACGAUGAAGAGGACGAGCUCGAGGAUGAGCUGGAACCAGAGGAGUCGCCGACCUACGUGGUCAAGUCCAGAAAUGGCCACGAGCGAGGCGGCUUUGUGUUCACCAAAGCCAGCUACACUCCUCGAGUGGUGCACCCACUGGCUGGGUACCCCUACUACUACUAUGCCAAGAAGCGCCAUGCAGCCAACUGAGGGCGUGCACUGAAUUUGUCUUCAUUUUGUAAACUUUUCUCAUGUGAAUUAAAACGUGCACUUUUCACA